AUGGUUUAUAUGAUUGCUCAUGGAGUGAAGUUAACGAGAACCAAGUUGUUACUGCUAGUGGUGAUGGAUCAAUAAUGUUGUGGGAUACCACGCUCAUGGUUGUUUCUCUUAUUCAGCAUG
Racocetra fulgida is the source of this 120-nucleotide messenger RNA. The record is from the annotation of a GenBank genome assembly. Lineage: Eukaryota; Fungi; Glomeromycota; Glomeromycetes; Diversisporales; Gigasporaceae.